GCUUCCGGUGCAGGUGUCCGGGCCGUUGGCGGGGCGGUCCCCUCGACGGAAGGGACGUCAGCGGCGGAAACGCGCCGUGCUGCGCAUGCGUCCUUGUGUCUUCGGGCUCCGGGCCGGCAGAACUCCAGUCCCGAGAUUGCUACCGCCCGGGGACUGACCCACCAGCCAAUGGAGGAGAGCUUUGCUGGUUGCUAAGGAAACGCGAAGCGGCAAGAUGGCAGCCGCGGGCGGAGGGAACCCGAGCUCCAGUCGGUCGUCCCGGGACCCGCGGAGGAGGCCGCCGCGGGACGGGUAUGGUGUCUACGUGUACCCGAACUCUUUCUUUCGAUAUGAAGGAGAAUGGAAAGGAGGAAAGAAACACGGUUGGGGGAAGCUGCUAUUUAAAGACGGGAGUUAUUAUGAAGGCGAGUUUGUAGACGGGGAGAUCACAGGGGAAGGCUGCCGGCUCUGGGCCUCAUCAGGGAACACCUAUUCUGGACAGUUUGUUUUGGGAGAGCCUCAAGGACACGGCAUCAUGAAGUACAAAGCUGGAGGACAUUACGAAGGGGAGCUCUCCCACGGCGCCAGAGAAGGACAUGGGCAUCUGGUGGAUCCGGACGGACAAGCCUACUGGGGGUCAUUCCAUGACAACAGGCGGCAUGGCCAAGGGCACAUGGUCUUCCAGAAUGGUGACAAGUAUGAAGGCAACUGGGUCCAGGACCGGCGUCAGGGGCAUGGGGUGCUCUGCCGUGCUGACGGCUCCACCUAUGAGGGACAGUGGCACAGUGACGUCUUCAGUGGCCUAGGCAAUAUGACCCACUGCUCCGGGGCCAUCUACCGCGGGAUGUGGAUCAAUGGUCACCCAGUGGCACAAGCCAAGAGAAUCGUGAUUACAGGUCCAGAGGUGAUGGACGUGGCUCAGGGGUCUUCCUUCACACUGAGUGUUCAGCUCCGGCAGGAUAAUGGUGAAGUGGCCAAAGGUGAGGACGGCCGGGUUUUGAAGAUCUCAGCUGGUGUCAGGUACGUGCAGCUCCCGGCCUAUUCGGAGGUCAGCUUCUUCAAAGUGAAUAAGGACAGCCAAGAGACACCCAUCCAGACGCCGUUUGGGUUUGAGUGCAUUGCCUAUCCUCUGUGGAGUCCCAAGUCUGGGGGCCUGGAGCCCAGAGCUGCCCUGGAAAGUGCCGGAGACCUGCUGCCCCCCAAGGGAGAGCUGGAGCCAUCGCUGGCAUCAAAUACCUUUCGUGGCCAGAGGGACAUCCCCGGUGGCCUCCCUGGUGAGUAGAGUUAACCAGCUGAUUGGCGAGGGGUGGCAUGAGUGCUUAGGGGCAUGUGGGGUGACAGCGAGUGCCCCAGGAACUGGGCAGGAGGAAAAUAAAGUUGAGCCUGGAGAACCCAGGCACAGUGACCCCAGAGGAAACAGGACAUCCCAGGAAGGUGGUAGCAGGCCUGAGCAGGCCUCUCCUCUGCAAGGCCAAUCACCGUGUCUGUGGGCUGACAGACAGGUAGGGAGCUACCUGUCGUGAGUGUCCAGGACUCUCAGGUGCAAACCCGGUGCCCAGGGUGGGGCUGGGGCACAGGCACUCCCAGGGGCCCCCACAGAGCUCAUCUGGUCUAUUGCUGUCAGCGUAAACGGAAGUGGUUUAGUUUGCACACCAGGAGCUGGUGGGAGAAUGAAGCCCUGGGCUGAUGGUCUCAGGGUUGUUUCUGCAUCUGUCAGGCCGAGGCCUGGGCCCGCGGCAAACCCACCAAGGUCACUGUCACCAGGAGGUCUGUGGUCAGUGUGGACAGGACCUCUGAGUGUAGGAGCCCACCCCGGUGGCCCCCACCUGCCAAGGUCAGCCACCAUCUAUAGUCCUGUGCGGGUUUGCCUGGUUUUCCGGCUGAUUCUGGGACUGUCCAGCAUCUCUGUGUGCAUUUGGCUCCGAUUCCUCAUGGAGACAUGGCUCCUGGUGUCUGAAAACUUGCUGCCGUGGAGCCGCUGGCCUGGCUUUCCCAUGGAUUAUUCCAGAAUUACGCCUGGAAGCCAAGUGCUGGAGCUCAGGAGGUGAAUCUAAGUUUCAUCUCUGCAUCUCAUUGUGUCUGGGGUUCCUAGGUGCCCUCACACCAUCCGAUACGUCGCAGUCCCAUGGGAGGAGCAUUGGCAUUACCCGAGGCAUCCCA
Molecule: messenger RNA, 2139 nt
Organism: Nyctereutes procyonoides (raccoon dog)
Lineage: Eukaryota; Metazoa; Chordata; Mammalia; Carnivora; Canidae
Gene: MORN1
Product: MORN repeat containing 1
Exons: 10
Coding region: 215-1261 (348 amino acids)
Cellular component (GO): cytosol
Source: RefSeq, a predicted model, not a curated record